Molecule: messenger RNA, 1162 nt
Organism: Carica papaya (papaya)
Lineage: Eukaryota; Viridiplantae; Streptophyta; Magnoliopsida; Brassicales; Caricaceae
Source: RefSeq, a predicted model, not a curated record
UUUAAAAAAAGUGAAGAUGAUCGAGAUAGAAAUAGAAGUUUGGAGAAUGGGUUGGAUUGCAGGUACGGUGGCAUGGAUUUGGAUGAUAUGGAAAGUUAUAAACUGGGUUUGGUUGAAGCCGAAGAAGCUGGAAGAGUGCUUAAGACAACAAGGACUAAACGGAACUCCCUAUAAGCUGCUUAUCGGAGAUAUCAGAGAAAACAACAUGAUGAAUACAAAAGCACAAAGCAAACCCAUGGAUUCCCUCUCUCAUGACAUUGUCUCCCGUGUUAUACCUUUUGAACUUGACGUUAUUACCAAAUAUGGAAAGAAUUCAUUUAUGUGGAAAGGACCAUGGCCGGCUCUAAUCCUCAUGGACCCAGAAAUGAUUAAGGAAGUUUUGAACAGGUUUAAUGAAUUUCAGAAGCCACGACUGACAUCCGUGCCUCGAACUCUGCUGAGCGGGCUUGUUAAACACGAAGGUGACAAGUGGGCAAAACACAGAAGUCUUCUCAACCCAGCCUAUCGUAUUGACAAGUUGAAGCUCAUGCUACCAGCUUUUGAAGCGAGUUGUGAGGAAAUGUUUAAAGAAUGGGAAGCUAUGGCCUCAGCAGAAGAGUCACUGGAGGUGGAUACGUGGGCUUGUUUUCAUGAUUUAUCUUGCAAAAUGCUUGCUCGAGCAGCUUUUGGAAGCUACCAUGAAGAAGGUAGAAAGAUUUUCCUUCUCCAAAAAGAACAAGUUGAUCUUGGACUCCAAGCCCUCAAAUCUCUUUUAAUCCCUGGAUCCAGGUAUCUUCCCACAAAAGCUAAUAGGAGAACGAACGAAACCGAGAAGGAAAUGAUAGCUUCGUUUAAAGCCAUUAUUGACAAAAGAGAGAAAGCAAUGGAGAGAGGAGAAACUUUUAACAAUGAUUUACUGGGUUUUUAUAUGGAAUUGAAUUCCAAACAAAUUAAAGAAAAUGGAAAGGAAGCUGGAAUGACACUAGCUGAACUUAUUGAUGAAUGUAAGGCUUUCUACUUGGCUGGGGAGAAUGCAACCUCGGUCUUGCUAACAUGGACAAUGGUUCUAUUGAGCAUGCACCAAGAUUGGCAAACCAAAGCAAGAGAAGAGGUUUUGCAAAUUUUUGGCAACGAAAAACCAGACUUUGAAGGCUUAAACCGCUUGAAAAUUGUUAGUAUUUAA